Molecule: messenger RNA, 1195 nt
Organism: Rattus norvegicus (Norway rat)
Lineage: Eukaryota; Metazoa; Chordata; Mammalia; Rodentia; Muridae
Gene: Krtap27-1
Product: keratin associated protein 27-1
Cellular component (GO): cytosol; keratin filament
Molecular function (GO): structural molecule activity
Source: RefSeq, a predicted model, not a curated record
CCUACACGUUUUUCCUUUUAUUGUUUAUUUUCUUAUUUACAUUUCAAAUGUUAUUCCCUUUUCCAGUUUCCUAUCCCAUCUCCCUCCCCUUCUUCUAUAAGGGUGUUCCCCUCCCCGUCCACCCCCCACUUCCUGCCCCCUGACAUUCCCCUACAUUGGGGGUCCAUACUCUUAAUUGUCCAACUACCAAUAUAAAGAGUCCUAACAGUGAGCUUGGAUGACACACUGGGACUCCCAUUUGACAAACCUCAGCCUGAUUAUUCAGCUAUGGAAACAACAUGAAAGCCAUUUUGAAGAUUAACAACCGGACUUGCAUCUUGUUAAUAAGACUCCAUUUCAUAUAGGAUGAAGCACCGCACUAUUAAGAUGUCAGCCUUCAAAUUAGCCUAAGCAACGAGGUGCAAAGGAGUCUGGAAAAUUAAAGCCAACACCCAGCUUUCUGAGUACUAUAUAAUGUCCACAGCAAAGAUAUAGUGUCCACAUCUUUAAACCUAACAUUUGACAUCUUCAGUCUUUUUAACUAACUUCAAUUAAGGGUUUGGGGAGUAUGCUUCAUAGCUACUGCCACUCAUCCGGGAGCUUGGGUAAAGCUCCAUCACUGUCUUCCAUCACACAUAACUCUAAUCCUAAAAGCUUUGAAGAUGGCAUUUUCUUGCCCAGCAGUUGUCACAGCAGAACCUGGCUCCUGGACAACUUUCAAGAAACUCACAGUGAAACUUCUCCCUGCCAGCUGACCAACCGUGGACAGCUCCAGUGCAAAGUGGACCCUUCUGUGAAAAGUCCUGGGAACUCCAGAGCUGACCAAAUAAUUCGUUCUAAGUCCAAGGCCAGUGAAAGAACAAAAGAAAUCUCUCCAUCUGUGCCAGAGCAUGCUUCUCAAACCUGCCAGUCAAGAACUUGUAAGCCAAUGGGUUUUGUAGCCCAGAGCUACCGACCUGCAAGUUACAUGACUAAGUGUUGCUUGCUAAGGUCUACAGUGUUUGAAAGUUCCCAAACUCUGGAGUUUGAAUCCAGCCCAUGCUGCUCUCAGGUUCCUGAGUCCAGUUCCUGUAAUUCCUCCAACAAUACUGUCUCUGGGCCACAUCUUGUGGAAUCUUCUAGCACUUAUGAGCCAACAUGCUGUGUGACUGGUGGUUCACAAUUGCCUAGUAAGUGAUGAAUUUAUAAAGGAUAUGACAUGAAUUUAUUUCUGAAU